Molecule: messenger RNA, 2336 nt
Organism: Bufo bufo (common toad)
Lineage: Eukaryota; Metazoa; Chordata; Amphibia; Anura; Bufonidae
Product: tumor necrosis factor alpha-induced protein 2-like
Exons: 12
Coding region: 17-2008 (663 amino acids)
Biological process (GO): exocytosis; exocyst localization
Cellular component (GO): exocyst
Molecular function (GO): SNARE binding
Source: RefSeq, a predicted model, not a curated record
UAGAGGCUGCAGAGUGAUGGAGCGCAGUCAGUACCAGCCCAAGAUACGCAACCAGUGCCCGUCCCCAUCAGCUUUCACAGUUGUGUUCCAAUACAUGAAGAAAAUUAAAUCCACAAUGGCUGCGGUGGCACAACUGGCGACAAUGGAGCAAAUAACCGGGAAAAAAAGACACAGCACUGACGAUGGCCAGAAGAAAAAGAAGGGCAUCAUAAAGGGCAUUGUCAAGGCCUUGUCACCCAAUAAAUACAUAGGACAUCAUAAAGAACCAGGAGAGAUAAAGAAGGAGCCAACAGCUGAAGACAUAGAAGAACAAAUUGAGAAAAAACAGUUGCUGGAGGCCAGCAACAACUUAAUCGAUCUAGAGCGGAAGAUUCUUAAGGAUCCUCUUCUUCAUGACAAAACCGAGGAACUUAAAGCUCUUUAUGAAAAGUUAGAAAAAGCUGUAUUUCGAGUGAUACAAGACUCCAUCACUGAAACAAACGGAGAUUUGCUAUCUCAAGCUGUAAAUGCCAUUGUGGCCCAAGAGACAGAAGAUGCUCAAGAUGGUCCAGACCAUGAGAUCAACAAUAGCUUACGACCAACGCAAUGGAAAAGAAAAUGGAAGGAGUACAUCAGGUUGUCCGUGUUUGACCGAAUCGGCAACCUGUCCGAAGCUUCAGCCAAAGACUCUUCUUCUUCACUGUCUCAAAGUUUUCUUACUGUGGGAAAAACCUUCAAACAAGACUUAGUCCACGUGAUCACCCAUCUCAAGGAGCAUUACCCCAAGGACUUUGAUGUUUGCAACACUUAUGCCCUAUAUUAUCAUAGGUUCCUGGCAUCAAAAAUAGAUUUAGUAACAGAUUUUCAACUGGGAGACGAAGAUACUUAUUACCUCUUGUGCUUUGUUCAUAAUUAUUAUCCCAUCAUGAUCUUGAAGGACCCGAUAGUGGCUAAACAUAUCGACGAUUCGGAUCUGCACAAUCUUGUCCCGUCUGAUAUUCUAAUGCAACUUGAAGGCAGUUAUUUUACUAACGAAAUAGAAUCUGUGAAGACAUAUUUAAACAGAUGUUUGGACAUGGCGGUGGAUCGUUGGAAGAGCGGGAAAGAACCAGAGAUACUGGGAAAUCGUCAUCAUUCUGAGUUACACAUUGAUAUCGUCCAGAUUUACAAUGGAGCAAUCAAGAGAGCCAAAGAGAUAAAAAAGGAGAUUGCUGAAAACAUAUCUUGCUUACUUCCUUACGAGAUGAAGGAGAUUUUCAAAAGAUACAAGACCAGUCUGGAGGAAUUCUUGGAGAAAAACAAGACGCAUUCCUUCUUCAGAGAGAUCGGUAUCGCCAACCUCAACUGCUGCUUCCACUUCAGGGAAUUUAUCGAAAGAAAAGACACAAAGUUUGACCUGGGGACGCAGCAGCAGAUGCUGUCCACCAUCGUCCAGUGUGAGGACCUGAUAUACGCCGCUUUGCUUCAGGAGCUUUUUCUGGAGCUGAAGGCACAUUUCAAAAAAAUGUCUCAAAGCAGCUCCCUGUGCAGCCACCAGGCCAUGCAAGACAUUGUAAAGAUAGCUGAAAGAUACUUGUCCCGCUUCAGCACGCUGUGUCCCCUGUGCUACAAGGACAUGGUGGCCAGGAUCCAUAAGCAUCUGGUGAAAGAAUAUCUUAUAAGAAUCCUAAAGAGAAAAGUCAGUCAUAAGAACGCGCUGCAGCUGCAGACAUUGGCCGCUCAGAUCAAGGAGAAUGCCAGCCUCAUCAGUGAAUUCUGUGCCGCUCAUAAAUCAGAGGAGGAAUGGUUAAAACCAGUGAUACCCAAAGUGGCAGAAAUUAUACGUCUCCAGGACUUGAGCGCCAUUCAGCUCGAAGUAGCCACGCUGGUUGGAGACUAUCCGGAUAUUCGGAACAAGCAAAUCGAAGCCAUUCUUUACAUCAAGGGGAACCUUUCCAGACAAGACAUCAAGUCCAUUCUGAAGGUGGCUGAUACCAUUGAGCGAGACACUAAUAGUAAACCCAAACUUUUUGAAUUGCUAAAUUCUUGAAAUGAGCGAGAACAAACCUGUGAGGAAUCUAAACAGGGGACAUUUUAACAUUUUACCAGGAGGUAUCCAGUUUACAUGAGUUGGGGGCAGAGGAGCCCCCCGUUGUUCGCUUUUUGUGGUCAGAAUUUCCGAGUCUGGUACUGUCCAUCAGUCAGGUCUCUAGAUUUCAUUGCACCUUCAUUGGCCUCCUCCUGGAGGGUCCUGUACUCCAUGAACUGUAGCUGUACGGGUCACUGCAUUCUUUCUAUGGUCCCUACAAGGGACUUGCACUGAAUGGGAAGUUUUUUAUUUUGUGUUUUUUCAUGGACUGCAAUUGUCAUUUUUGAUA